Molecule: messenger RNA, 663 nt
Organism: Daucus carota subsp. sativus
Lineage: Eukaryota; Viridiplantae; Streptophyta; Magnoliopsida; Apiales; Apiaceae
Exons: 1
Coding region: 1-663 (220 amino acids)
Source: RefSeq, a predicted model, not a curated record
AUGGGUAAGCUAGGCUGCUCUCCAGAUGGCUACUUGAAUGACUCGAAAUUCAGCGAACCGAUGCCAUGGAUUGGAAUCUAUGUUGCAGCAGCAUCUGCAUUGUGUGCCUUGGCCAUGUCAGUAGAUACAGUCCAUGCCUUUCGAUACAGGAAAUUAUGGUUCCCUUGCAGCUUCUUCUCUCUCAAUGCAACCACUUUGACUCUUGUUGCAGUGGCUGUUAAGCUCUCAGUGGACCUCAACACCUCCAUGCCGCGGUCUCAAGAUCAGCUUGUGAAGCUUAGCAGCACUGUGUUCAUCUGCACUGUCAUGGGUAAUUUCAUGCCUUCAUUAGGAACUAUGGAAAACAAGGAAUUAAUAAUGAAUAUUAUGGCUCUGGGGAUUCUUGUUGUAACUGUUAUAGUGAAUAUCUGUAUACAACUAGCUACUGGGGUAAUUUAUGUUUUCUGGAAAGAACAUAUUUUUGUGCUGUUUUUGAUGCUUGUUUUGCUGGCAAUAGUGUGUUCUUCAGCUCUAGCUGUUCCGAGUACUAGGAGUUAUUUACGGAUGAAAUGUAGUAGAAUACAUAGUGUUGCUAGGAAUGAGUGCUUGCAGGAUAGGGAUUUGCCAGUAGUUGAGAAGCUUAGAGAAGACCUGAGUAAAUAUUGGAUGAUGGCUCAUACUUGA